AUGGACAUGUCAUGCUUCUACCACCUCACAGUUGGCAGCAAGACUUUUGUAGCCUGCAUCUCCCGCCGCGGCAGAUUUACCUUCUCAAUCUUUCACCGAAACGAGUCAUCAGGAUGAGUAGCACUGCGCAGAUUGUCUAUCGGAAGGAAGGGGGCUCCCGUGGGGAGCGGGAUCGUAGGUGGAAGAUCACUUGGAGUAUCGCCGCCCACGAGUCGCGAUUCUACCAGUUGGCGAACAUCACUAUUGAGGCCAUCACUAAUGCUAGCGCGACUGACGAGCUUGUCGCGGACAUUGGUGCGCUGACCCUCGAGGAUCCAGAUCGGACGGAUACACCCGAGGGAGAUGGGCUAGCGGAAGGCAUAAUUGGACGUCGAAGUCUUGGCUUCCUCGUGGACACACUCCAGCGCACCACCACCUUACACGCUACUCAAGCUAUCACGUUGGUUGCCCCGCGGGGACAUGGCAACAUCGUGCGUGCAGACAUUGUUCCCAAGCGCAUGCACGAUGUCGACAAUGUCGAGGCGACGGCAGCGCUCGCAGAGCCCUUGCAACUGUACACAGACGAAUCAUGGACAGCAUCUACCUCUCUGUCAACGCUCUUCCGCACUGCUGCGGGCGCCAUUCGUCUGAGCUCGCUGUCAGAGGUGUCCAUCGCCGACGCCUGGAUAGCACUUGAACGCGAGCUGGAGAAGCGUCUGAGUCUACCGCUCCUGCUCACCGGCCUGAAGCGGCGACUGCUUUUCAUGGUGGAAGGCGGGCUCGGCUUUCCGUUUGGCGGUGCUUGCUCGUGGCAACUCUAUGAGACAGCCAAGUCUUUGGGUAUCGAUCUCGUGGUCCUCGCAGAGGAAGGCCAUGUUCUCAAGCAGAAACCCGAAUACGGCGACUGGUACCACCACUUCAUUCCCAUCAAAUGCGACCAUGAUGCCGAAUUCCCCGCCAGAAUCGUUUCCGCGGUCAAGCAAUAUGAGCAAGAAUCCGGCAGAUCGGCAGACGGACUCUUCACAGCGUAUGAGAGCCACCAUGUCCCUGUCUCGACUGCCGCACAACAGCUUGACUUGUCCUACGAACCCUCAUCUGCGUACGAGGUCGCGACGGACAAAUUCAAGACCAGUAUCUCCGAAGGCCGCAAGUCCUACACCGCAUCAAGUGUGGACCAGGCUUUGCAUAUCGCGAGGACUGAGGACUUGCCGUGGCCGCUCAUCAUAAAGCCGUGUCGCGGAUGGGCGUCGGAGCUGGUGUUCAAGGUGGACGACAUCGAACAGCUGGAGCAGGCUGCUCCCCGCAUGCGAUCCGAUAGCCACGGUGCCGAAUUCGUCAUGGAGCAUUACUGCAGUGGUCCUGAAGUCGAUAUCAACUUCGUCUUGUAUGAUGGCAAAGUGUUUUUCUGGGAUAUCGGUGACGAGACUCCCAAAAACGCCGACAGCGGCUCGACCUCCUUUGGCGAGCUAGACUAUCUCUUCCCAUCUCAACUACCCGAAGCCGAACAACAAACUAUAUAUGACGCCGUUCUGCAGUCUAUGACUCGCCUCGGUUUCCGCAACGGGAUCUACCACUGCGAGGCUCGCAUUGAAAAUUCCUUGGUGGAAUGGCGAUUCAAUUCGCGGGGCAUCCCUUCCCUCCAGCCGCGUCAAGACCACAAUGGCAAGCCCGCAGAGUCAUGGCUCAUCGAGAUCAACACCCGGCCGCCGGGCGGUGACACUUGCGACUUCAUCGAGGCUACGUGGGGUGUCGAUUAUUGGGCCCUCUUGCUCGUCACAAAGUUUCGCAGCGCCUCUGAAUGGGUACACGCGCUUUCGCAGCCGUAUCGCGAUGGAGCUCAAUACUACGCCAAUAAAGUGUGGAUCAUUGCCGACUGGGACCCACCGAAGAAGGGCAUCUGGGAGUCGGGUAACAUCACGGAAGAACUGUUGCGGCAGCGGCCAGACCUGGCCAAGCAUGUGUCGCAGCACCGCACUUUUGCGAAAAAGGGCGAUCAAUUGCGCCAUCAGUCUACUGGGGCAAACAGCUUCGUGGCUUACUUACAUAUCUUCUCGAGACACAGUCGACUACAUGUCCUUGAAUUAGCGACUGAGAUUCGGAACGGGCUUCAGAUAGAGAUAUCUUAGACUCAGACUUGAUCUAGACUGAUACAACGUCGUUAGCGAAAUAGAAUACCUAUGCCCGUGGAGCCUCACAUUACCGCAAGCACAUGUGCUUUUCGAGGAUGUGAACAUCUUGCUACGCUGCCACAAUGAUGAGGGUGUGGGAUCAGCAUCUCUAGAACUGCUUUAACCCUACCCUUUCCUUCUGCUUGAUCUACCCUGGAUAUCUGCCUUAGAAUAUGCCGUCAAGCAAUUUGACGGCGGCCCUCGGAGCUUACCACUAGCCAAUGAGUCGAGCUUUGCCCGCAGGCUGGCACAUCCCGGGCGGAUGGUGGCCAACUCUGACUGUCAACGUGUGCCGAACAGUCAGCCGCAAAGCAACCGCAAGCGGGGUAGCUGCUGCGUCUCCUUUCUGACUGUUCCGCUUCCAGUUGCCGCUCCCGUGUAGCAUUCGCAC
Messenger RNA from Boeremia exigua, 2538 nucleotides. RefSeq lists its product as uncharacterized. The record is from RefSeq and is a predicted model, not a curated record. Lineage: Eukaryota; Fungi; Ascomycota; Dothideomycetes; Pleosporales; Didymellaceae. The coding region runs from base 12 to 2105 and encodes 697 amino acids. The transcript is spliced from 2 exons. Gene Ontology annotation, molecular function: ATP binding; metal ion binding.